Messenger RNA from Hyaloscypha bicolor E, 1194 nucleotides. RefSeq lists its product as uncharacterized. The record is from RefSeq and is a predicted model, not a curated record. Bases 155 to 1060 code for a protein of 301 amino acids. The transcript has 2 exons. NCBI's taxonomy places the organism in Eukaryota, Fungi, Ascomycota, Leotiomycetes, Helotiales, Hyaloscyphaceae.
CAUUAUUUCACACCUUCACAUCUCACAUUCCACAGCAAUCGAACAUUCAAUCAGCGUUUUUCUCAUUCAUUGUCUUCAAGUGAGCGUUGACGAACUUUACCCCUCAAUCCCCUCCAUUCAAUUGUAUACUUCAAUUCUGCCUCCAAAUUUCAGGAUGGACUUCAAACCUCUCAUUUCCCCAUCUCCUACUCGACCGAGCGGAGUCAACUUCAGCUCGGCAACAGCACUUUUCACCGCACUUCAUGGCAACUUCUCCCUCAGCACGCUCCUCCUUAUCGGCGCCGCUUUUCAAACCCUCCUCGCCCUCCUCCCCAUUCCCAAAACCUAUGCUCUCUCCCCAGCCAUCACCCUCCUCGUCCUGCGCCUCACCCACACCAUGCUAAUAACCUACAACAUUAUCCCAAACCCCUAUCUCAAGGGCCGCAUCCCCAAGAAAUCUACUGCCCAAGUCAUGGACCGCAACGGCAACUUCGCCGGUCCGGGGAAAGAGAAGGUUGCCAUCCUCUUACUCGGAGCAAAGAGUAACCACCCCCUCGGUAUCUUCGCGCCUGAUUUCUCCUACGUGGGAGGUCUAUUGCGGAAGAUGACGAAGGAGCUGGAGAGUGAUCCGACUCAGGAUUCUGGAUUUCUUGGACAGACUUCCGUUCAAAGAACGGAUGCGAACGGCGCUAUCGAAUUCAUUCUCAUUUCGUACUGGCGAUCAAUCGAAGAUGUGCAUAAAUACGCACAUGGGCCAGCACACCGCGAAGCCUGGAAAUGGUGGGAAUCGACGCUGAAGCACCAUGAUUACAUUGGAUUCAUGCAUGAGGUGUAUGAGGCGGACAAGGGGAUGUGGGAGGGUGUUUAUAUUAAUUUCCAGCCGACUUUGCUUGGGAAGACGACGUAUUUGAAGAAGGAUGGGGAGUUGGUCGGUGGGGAGGUUAAGGAGAAGUGGAUCAGUCCGUUGUUGGAUGCUAAUAGGGGCGCUUUGAGGAGUAGUGCACGGAGACGGGGAUUAUUGGACGAUAAGAAACUGGUUGGGGAUAUGUUUAAGGAGAAUGCAUAUGUUGCUGAGUUUUAGAGACGAGAUUUCGGCGUUAAUUUCAGGGGUUGGGAAGGCAUUUGGGUGUCUCUUUUGUGAAGCAUUGUAUUUGUAUAGAGCCAAGAAUCAUUUGCGACUUUUUUUACUCAAGAUUUCACGAAUUUACUUCAACC